AUGAAGCCUGCAGAUGAUCAUCAUGCCGGCCGUCGAGCCCGUGAGGUCUAUCGCUAUUUUCGACAGUCGGCGCGCAUAGAUGAGCCCCUGGCUGUGAACAUCGACGGAUCCCCUAUCCCCGCAAGCCAUCUGCAACGCUCACCAUCCGGCUCGUCAGCAUCACGAGGCUCAUGGACACCCUCGGUAUCAGAGCGGAUGCCAGAUGCCCUGGCCUUGGGUACUGCCAAUGCCACUCUCAACUCAUUUGCGCAGCUGAUUGCAUUGCAGUUGAACAUGGAUCGGGUCUUCAUCAGUGUUUCGGACCGCGACUCUCAAUUUAUUAUCGCGCAAGCUGCUAAAUCGAAAAAGUCAAACAGCAAAUCCGGCUCUUUAAGUGAAGGUUUUUAUGAUGGGUGUCCCACCCUCGAUGUCAAUCUUUGGAAACCGUGUCAGGACACAAUCGCUCUAUCACAAUCCAACAAAGAGCAAGAAGAAUAUAAUUUUAUAGUGUCUCGUGAUAUGACACAAGAUGCACAAUAUAAAGAUCUGCCUUUCGUGAAAGGGGACCCGAACUUUCGAUUCUAUGCUGGCACGCCUCUCACGACAGACAAUAAUAUUAACAUGGGAUGUCUAUUCGUUCUCGACACCAAACCGCAUGCCGACUUCUCAGACUCGGAUAAAGAGAUGAUGGGUACCAUGGGAAUGCUCAUUAUGAACUAUUUGAAAGUCAGCCGCCAGGCCUCCGAAGGUCGCCGCGCAGCCCGACUAUCCCGAGGUCUCAACCUCUUCAUCGACAGCAAGUCUAGCUUUGGAGAAUCAUUCGAUGAUUCAGACACCCAUGACACCCACCGACAACAAAACACGCCUCCAUCUUCAAAGACAAGAGAGAACAACCACCUAGUCGUCAACGAUAACAGCCCGUCUCGACGGUCCCGCUCUCGAGACAGCGACUGCUCCAGCAUAGCGUCAGACAACAGAGGCACCCAGUCAAUGGCUUCCAGCUUUGACUCCAGCGUCAAACCUCGUUUCCCAGGCCUGCAAUCCAGAAAAAGACAAGACUCCGACGAGGAAAAGGGCAAUGCAUGGACAUUCCAGCGGGCAGCGAAUCUGAUCCGAGAGAGUCUCGAGUUGGAAGGUGAUAGCGGCGUUGCUUUCAUCGAGGCUGGAAGCGACCCAGAGCUCGACUAUGAAACUGGCAGUGAUACAGCCAGCUCAGCCAAAGCCCGAAAACCGGCCUCGACGUUAAGCGUUUCUACCGGCGAGAACUCAUUUGGCCUCGAGACUUCGCCUUCGCGGUACCCUGUCUCCAAGAUUGAUGAAGUUUUCCUGCAAGGCUUGCUCAAUCGCUAUCCUCAGGGCAAGAUUUGGUCUUUUCAUCGGGAUGGUAUGUUUUCUAGUUCGGAAAGCGAGGAUAUGCCUCGCGAAAGUCGGUCUAGAACACGUAACCGCUCUCCGAAAUCGAAACGACCAAGGAAGUGGAAGACUCUGGAGAACACCAUGCUUAAUCGCUUGUUCCCGGGAGCCACGCAGGUGAUUUUUGUGCCAUUGUGGAAUACUGCUAAUUCUCGAUGGUUUGGCGGCUGUUUCUGCUGGAACAAUAUCGAGAAUGUUGUUCUUGAUCCCGAGGUGGAGUUGAGCUCUGUUCUGGGCUUUGGGUCUUCGAUCAUGGCUGAAUGCAACCGCGUUGAGGCACAUAUCUCAAAUCGUCAGAAGGAAGAUUUCCUGGGCAGUGUUUCACACGAACUCAGAAGUCCGCUCCACGGAGUUCUAGCAGCAGCAGAGUUGCUUCAAGGCACAAACUUCGAUGAGUUUCAAGGCUCGCUGCUUGAAACUAUUAAUGCGUGUGGCCGCACAUUACUCGAUACCAUGAACCAAGUUUUGGAUUAUACUAAACUGGUCUCCUUGGAAAAGGACCUUCGCCACUUGAAAAGGAAGAUGGCCACCAAUGUCGACAUCAAGAGCUUGAAGCGCUCUGCUGGUCACUUGGAUACAUACACGUCUACAGACCUAGCUCUUUUGUCCGAAGAGGUAGUAGACGGUGUUUGCCUGGGCCACUCUUACAGCCAGCGUCCUGCGGCGUCCCUUGAUACGACGGUCGCUCAUUUGACUCACGUCAAAUCAACGGACUUAGAUAUUCCCGAGCUCCAUGUGGAUGUGACGUUGGAUAUUGCACAACACGAUUGGAACUAUCACAUGCCUCCUGGGGCCUUCCGACGUAUCAUCAUGAAUCUACUAAGCAACGCCGUCAAAUAUACAGACUCUGGUAGUGUUUCCGUUUGCUUGGAAGCCAAGGAGGCGCCAGAGAACCGGUUCCUUCAAAACAACGCCCGGGAAGAUCUGAUCGUUCUCACAGUCUCUGACACUGGCAGAGGUAUGUCAGCGGAUUUCCAGCGAGGCAGAUUGUUCGUGCCUUUCUCUCAGGAGAGCAGUCUCAAUGAAGGAACCGGCUUGGGCCUUUCCAUCGUUCGAAGUCUUGUCAAGUCAUUGAGUGGUACUAUCAGUGUCGAUAGCCGUUCAGGAGAAGGUACAAGCAUCAAAGUGGCUAUUCCUUUGGCGCACCAUGAUCCAGAAGAAUUUUGCAGCAUUUCAGGUGCUUUGCCAUCACCCCCACAAGAAGACACCGACUCUUCUACGAACGAAAUUCGCCUAUUGCGGGACACCUCCCUUGGUAAAAAGGUCGCCAUACUUGGCGUUGAGCCCGAUGAUGCACCCAAGCAUCCUGUAUGGGGAACGAUCUCUCAGUACCUAGUCGACUGGUACGGCAUAGAGUUGGUUUCACCGUCAUCUGGCACCAGUAUCGAUGUCAUCUUGGCGGACAAACCACCAUUGGAAACAGAAAAGCAAUCUUUUGCGGACCCCAACCAGGCUGUUCUUGUUGUGAGCAGCAAGUACGUGGGCCACGACAUUAUCCGAGCGGAAUGGGCUCCAUUCUCGAAGAUGGUGAACAUUAUCAGCCGGCCAUGUGGCCCCCACAAGCUUGCUAGGUUCCUGCAGAAAUGCUUCGAUCAAGAAUUCUCUCCGUCUAACUCGGAGCCACCUGUUCCAUCUCUCCCCGAUCCGGAACGUCCCUCAAAUCCUGUUGAAGACACUCCUUCGGUCGAACGUCCCGCCGCGGAUGACGACAAAACACCCACACCAGAUAACAACCCUCCUCCUGACACAUCCCCAUUACCCUCCCUCCCCGCACAAGUCAGCCCUCUUCCACCUGCCUCCGCCGAAAAUACAGAGACACCAGAAGAGCCCCGCAAACCCCGAGUCCUUGUGGUUGAAGACAACAAAAUCAACCUAAACCUAAUGCUUGCAUUCCUCAAAAAGCGCAAGCUGGUGACCCUCGACUCAGCCGAGAACGGGAAACUCGCGGUGGAUGCAGUCGAGAAGUUAGAAGGGAGCUAUGAUAUAAUUUUCAUGGACAUCUCAAUGCCAGUCAUGGAUGGCUUUGACGCUACGCGAUCUAUUCGCGCCCUUGAGAAGCAGCGCGGUAUUGAUUCUCCUACUUCUACCAUCAUUGCACUUACGGGAUUGAGUGGCUCCAACGAUGAGCUCGAAGCUCUUGGUGCAGGAAUGGAUCUUUUCCUCACGAAACCUGUUACCAUGAAAAAUGUCUCGAAGAUCCUGGAUCAGUGGCAAAGAGGGUUGCAAGAUCCUUGA
Messenger RNA from Penicillium brevicompactum, 3627 nucleotides. Its product is annotated as GAF domain-containing hybrid sensor histidine kinase/response regulator. NCBI's taxonomy places the organism in Eukaryota, Fungi, Ascomycota, Eurotiomycetes, Eurotiales, Aspergillaceae. The record is from RefSeq and is a predicted model, not a curated record. Gene Ontology annotation, molecular function: phosphorelay sensor kinase activity. The transcript has 5 exons. Gene Ontology annotation, biological process: phosphorelay signal transduction system; phosphorylation. The coding region runs from base 1 to 3627 and encodes 1208 amino acids.